GAAAAAACAAUAUGAGUAGAAACAAAAUUUUUAAAUAAAUAUUAUGUUUUUGUCACUUAUCAUUUCACUAAAAAGUCUUCACCUGUGAUAUGGUCAUUAUCAUAAAAUUACAUCUAUAACUCGGCCCACCUUUAAGUUUAUUAAAAGCAAUCUACUGACGUAUAUAUCAUUCACGAGGGACUUUGAAAAUGCCGAAAGAGGACGAACUUAAUUUUAUGGGCACUGACCCAGGUGCCGUAAAAUUUGGAAACUUCAUCAACUACUAUUCCUUCCAUAGUGCUAAACAGAGAAUCGAGAACCUUCACCCGGAUAUGUUCCCAACACAAUCCUUUAAUGAACCACUACUAUGUCUGGAUAUUGGAUGUAACACAGGUGAACUUACACAAGAACUUUGUACAUAUCUAGAAACUGUUUACACAAAUAAGAUAUAUAUGCUAGGUAUUGAUAUUGAUAACAAUUUAAUACAAAGAGCUAAUGAGACUAAUUGCAAUUCCAAUAUAACAUUUGCUCCUCUAGAUGUGAUGAAUGAAAAAGAAUUUCAAAUCAUAGAGAAGUUUUUAGACUAUCAUAAAAGAAAAACAUUUGACAUAACAUUUUGUUUCUCAGUCACAAUGUGGAUACACAUUAAUAAUGGUGAUGAAGGCUUAAAGAAGUUUCUAGGUUUUUUAAAAAAGCUCUCCAAAUUAAUUAUCAUUGAACCACAACCGUGGAGUUGCUAUAGAAAUGCACAGAGACGUGUAAAGAAAUCUGGUGGCAGCUUUCCUUUAUAUAAUGAGUUAAGAAUAAGAUCUGAUGUGGAAUCAACGAUUGAACAAUUUUUUAUUGAUGAUCAUUAUAAAAAAGUCUAUGAAUCUAUUAAUUCCUCAUGGAAUAGAAAAAUCAAAAGUUUCCAAAUUGAUAGAUAAUGAUUUACCUAGAAAAUAUUUUAACAUUAUAUACUUAUAGGUAUAUCAGUUUUUAUAAAGUUUAUUAGGAAUAUGUAAAUAUAAUUACCUAAUGUAUACUAAAUUAUUAAAUAAAUAUUGUGGACUCAAGAAAACAAGUAAGUACAUGGUUAUGUUUCAUUUUAUAUUUCAAGAAAAUAAUAAUAUUAUAUUGUUAUAUAUAAAUCUAGGUAAAAAAGACUAAUUAUGAAUGACAAGCCAAUAUAUUAAAUUUACUGAUUGUAAUUUUUUUUAUGUCUAUACUUAUAAUUGGGUGUCAUUUUUGAAUAGACCUAAGUGAAAUUUGUUCAUGACAUAGGCAAUGGCUGCUCUUAAACAAAAUUGUAGGCAUCAAACAGCUAACAUUCUAUAGUCAGUAUGUAUUAUUAUACUGUGAUCCAUAUACAAUUUAAAUAGUAAA
This is a messenger RNA of Achroia grisella, 1344 nucleotides long. RefSeq names its product probable RNA methyltransferase CG11342. Gene Ontology annotation, molecular function: S-adenosylmethionine-dependent methyltransferase activity; RNA methyltransferase activity; O-methyltransferase activity. The coding region runs from base 189 to 905 and encodes 238 amino acids. Gene Ontology annotation, cellular component: cytoplasm. The record is from RefSeq and is a predicted model, not a curated record. Gene Ontology annotation, biological process: negative regulation of pre-miRNA processing; miRNA metabolic process. The transcript has a single exon. Lineage: Eukaryota; Metazoa; Arthropoda; Insecta; Lepidoptera; Pyralidae.